AUGUUUGCUGAACAAAUGCUCAUGAAGAUGCAAACGAAUAGUUUCAGGACUCACUCUGAACAUUUCUGCAAGUUAUUGGCAUGUUGUCCUGGAAUUUGCGUCCACAACCUGUCGAAGAUCGUCGUUGUUCAUGAUUUUUGGUCUCCCUGAGCGCG
Molecule: messenger RNA, 155 nt
Organism: Acanthoscelides obtectus
Lineage: Eukaryota; Metazoa; Arthropoda; Insecta; Coleoptera; Chrysomelidae
Source: the annotation of a GenBank genome assembly